CGUCUUCAGAGCCAUCAGCCAUUGGCUCUGCCGGACAUGGUGGGAAGCUUCCAGCAGCUUCCUCCCAGGAGCUAUCUCUGUGGCCCCCUGCUAGCUAAAACCAGGCUGUGCCAAACCAAUACAGACUGCAUGAGGAAAACAGAUUUCUGUCUCACUCAUGUGUCUCUUGUGGCAAGGAGUUAAUGGCACGGUUUGUAUCCAACACAGUUGCUAUGAACUCCACCUCUCCAGGCAAGUUUGCCCAUAGAGUUUCUUGGAAUAUUAUGAAUUAUGGGCUGUUUAUCUUCCUGGUGAGUGUCCUUCACUCUCUGGAGAGAGUGAACAUGAUGGUCUGUAAACAUCAUUCCUUCAUAGGACAUACUUGUUUUGACCACACAUCCUUCCUGGAGCCUGCCAUAGAGAAGGCCAAAAGAAGGGGUGCCAGGUGAACCCAGUCUCCUUCAAAUCAGAGGCAGACACUGGGUCAACCCACAGAUGAUACAACAGUCUUGAAAAUAUGUUACUGAUACUGGAAAAAAACCCCUGAAAAUUAUCUAUAAAAUCUUUAUAACCUUUAUAUAACCUUUAUCAGAAACAGGAAAGUAGAUAACUCACUGAUGCACAAAAAAGGUUCUUUUUAGAAAAUAUCUCAAAAGUUAUAAGAAUGUGAUUUUCUCUCUUUAUUUGAUAAUGAAUUUUUUUCUGGCUGAAUUUGCAUUUUCAAAAACCCAAACCCCAAACAUUCUCACACCCAGUUUAUAAUUAUUUUUUUCUCUGAUUCAAAAUUAUUUUGGUUUUUAGAAAGAACAAUAAUCAAUGUCAUGUAUCAGUUUGGAUACAGAAAUUCAAAUAAUAUGGCAGUUUGAAUAGAGGUCGAGCUGUCCGUGUUUCCUGAAGAGCAAGAAUAAAGAUCGGUAACAGUCACAUGCAAAAGAAUUGUGUGGUAUUUUUAAAAGUAUGACACAUCUCAGUGACAAACACACCUUUCCUAAACUUAUUCCACCACUGAGUUUCUUGGCCAGGGAUGCAUGAAAAGCACUCCUGUGCCUGCCUGGUGCUUGUAUUGCCCACAUGGAGUGCUGAAAAGUGACAUCUCUUCAUGAGGGUGCAAGCCUGGAGCCCUUCCAAGCACGGGCUGUUCUGCACAAGCAAGAGCCCCUGGAGAAAUGGAGCCAAGGGAAGAGCAGAGCUCACUCACUCCUGCUGCAAACUUGUAAUGGGCAAGAGAGAUGGGGCAUGACUGGUGCUUUGGAAGUGCAAGGGAGAAUUGUUGUUGCUGGUAAUGCUGAGAUGCGUAUGAAAGUGUCUGGCCAAGUCACCAUCUAACACUAACACUGCUUUUUAAUAGUCCCUACAUGCCUGUAAGACAGCUGCCGGAAAGAAUUUAAGAUUUUUUUGUGCACCCACCUGAAGCCAUUUGAGAAUGCUGGUGUGAUGAAAUGGCUGAUUAUGUCAUUCAGAAAUUCUUCCUAUAUGGAUCAGCCUUCUAGUGAUGGUAAAACUGGAAGAAGACCACUCUAAGCAAACUCAGGAUGAAUCGGGUCCCAGCUGAUGCAGAAAAUGCUCACACUAGCAGCAUGGAAUCUUGUCCUUCCUUGCGGGAUGUCCACUCCAUCAACCCCACGCAUCUGAUGGCAAGGAUUGAGUCAUAUGAAGGCAGGGAGAAGAAAGGCAUAUCAGAUGUCAGAAGGACUUUCUGUUUGUUUGUUACAUUUGAUCUCUUAUUCAUAACCUUACUGUGGAUAAUAGAAUUAAAUGUAAAAGGAGGCAUUGAGACUACCUUAGAGAAAGAAGUCCUACAUUAUGACUACUCUUCUUCAUAUUUUGAUAUAUUUCUACUGGCAGUCUUUCGGUUUAAGGUGUUAAUACUGGCAUAUGCAAUGUGCAGACUGCGCCAUUGGUGGGCAAUAGCUUUUACAACAGCAGUGACCAGUGCCUUUUUAUUAGCAAAAGUAAUUAUUUCACAGCUGUUCUCACAGGGUGCUUUUGGCUAUGUGCUGCCCAUCAUAUCCUUCAUACUUGCCUGGAUUGAAACUUGGUUCCUGGACUUUAAAGUGUUACCACAAGAAGCUGAAGAAGAAAACAGGUUUUUGAUAGCACAGGAUGCUUCAGAACGAGCAGCUCUUCUUCACCCAGGAGUCCUCUCUGAUGGGCAGUUCUAUUCUCCUCCUGAGUCUGUAGCAGGUUCUGAUGAAGACUCUGAAGAAAAACAAGACAGUGAAAAACCAAUUGUAUAGCAAAUAUAAAAAAGCAG
Molecule: messenger RNA, 2233 nt
Organism: Corvus hawaiiensis (hawaiian crow)
Lineage: Eukaryota; Metazoa; Chordata; Aves; Passeriformes; Corvidae
Gene: STARD3NL
Product: STARD3 N-terminal like
Exons: 8
Coding region: 1512-2216 (234 amino acids)
Source: RefSeq, a predicted model, not a curated record